AGAGAGCAAAAGAAACGGAAGCUACAGAGGGGGCCAAGCGUCCGGACUUUUGUCCCGCGGUCCCUUUAAGAGAAGAACCUCUUGGGACCUGCAGUCCCAACCGACCCCAGUUUUAACCGAAACCUAACCCGGACUUCCCCCUCUUGACUCAAAUAAGACCAAUUUUGGAUUUUCCCUCCCCUGUUGACCAAUCAGAGUCUGUUACCAGGCAGACCUUAGCUGCCGCCCAGGCGAGCCCGGCGCCUUCUGUCUCCGGGUGGCAGCAACGACCAAUGACAGAGCAGGCCCUCCGAGUAUCCGGGCAGAUCGGGGCUGCUCCAGCCAGUCAGAAAAAAGAAAAUAAAGCAACGCACGAGCCCGCCGGGCCAGGACCGUGGGGCUGGGCUGGAGUGAAGGUGGCUGCGAGCUCCCGCCCUCAUGCCAGGAUGGCCGAAGACGAACCCGACACCAAGAGCCCGAAGCCCGCGGGCCGGGCCCCCUCAGGCGGUGCCGAGGCGGGGGAGCCCACCACGCUUCUGCAGAAGCUCCGGGGUACCAUCUCGAAGGCCGUGCAGAACAAAGUAGAGGGAAUCUUGCAAGAUGUACAGAAAUUUUCAGACAAUGACAAGCUGUAUCUCUACCUUCAGCUCCCCUCAGGGCCCAGUACUGGAGACAAAAGCUCAGAGCCAAACACACCUAACAAUGAGGAGUACAUGUAUGCCUGCAAGUGGAUCCGAAACCACCUGGAAGAGCAUACUGACACCUGUCUACCAAAGCAAAGCGUUUAUGAUGCCUAUCGGAAGUACUGUGAGAGCCUCGCUUGUUGCCGCCCACUCAGCACAGCCAACUUUGGCAAAAUCAUCAGAGAGAUCUUCCCUGACAUCAAGGCCCGAAGGCUUGGUGGCCGGGGUCAGUCCAAAUAUUGCUACAGUGGCAUACGAAGAAAGACCUUGGUAUCUAUGCCACCCUUGCCUGGCCUUGACCUAAAGGGCUCUGAGAGUCCAGAAAUGGGCCCAGAAGUAACCCCAGCACCUCGGGAUGAACUGGUUGAGGCAGCCUGUGCCCUGACCUGUGACUGGGCAGAGCGAAUCCUGAAACGGUCCUUCAGUUCCAUCGUUGAGGUCGCCCGCUUCCUGCUACAGCAUCAUCUCAUCUCUGCCCGAUCUGCACAUGCCCAUGUGCUCAAGGCCAUGGGGCUUGCCGAAGAGGAUGAACGUGCCCCUCGGGAACGGACAUCUAAAUCUAAGAAUGGUGUGGAGAACCUAGAGGGUGGAGCCCAAAAGAAACCAGAGAGACCGACCCAGCCUCCUCAGGAGCUGGAACCCCGAGCUGGGGCUGGUCCCUCAGCACACGGAGAACGGAAGAAGACUGUAGUAGAGAGUCCGGCCCCAGCAGCCAAUAACCCACAGGUUAAUGCCCUGAUGGCCCGGCUGCCUCUGCUCCUCCCCCGGGCCCCUCGCCCAGUUAUUCAGCAAAUCGCCGUCUCUCCACCCAUUGUGGCCCCCAAGCUUUCUCCAGGCACUCUGAAAUUGACUGCACUGCCUGUGUCCAGUAGAGUUAGGGGAACCCAGGCAGCUGUGCCCAUCAUUAAUAUGAUCUUACCAACUGUUCCUGCUUUGCCUGGACCUGGACCUGGACCUGGACCUGGACCUGGACCUGGACCUGGACCUGUGCAAGCUCCACCUGGGGGGCUCACUCAGCCCCUGGGCACAGAGAAUAGGGAGGUCGGCAUAGGUGGUGACCCAGGACCUCAUGACAAGGGUGUCAAGAGGACAGCCGAAGUAACUAUGAGUGAGACCAAUGGGCAGGACCCACCAGCAAAAGCUGCAAAGCAGGAUAUAGAGGAUACAGGAAGUGAUGCCAAAAGAAAACGGGGGCGCCCUCGAAAAAAAUCAGGUGGAAGUAGGGAAAGGAAUUCUGCCCCUGAUAAGUCAGCAGCUGCCACGGCCUCUGCCCAGUCCUCAAGGUUACCACGGGAGACGUGGGCUACUAGAGAGGAAAGCAACUCAGCUGGAGGGUCAGAGAGGCCAGGGCCAGUGGGAAAGGCCGAGAAGGGGACGGUGCUUGCCCAGGGUCAGGAAGAUGGUGCUGUUUCUAAGGGAAGGGGCCCCAGUUCCAGUUCCCGCCAUGCCAAAGGAGGGGAAGAUAAAAUUCCUCUUGUCAGUCCAAAAGUGAGUGUCAUCAGGGCCAGCAGAAGCCAUAAGGAGGCUCUUCAUUUGGGAAAGGGAGAGGUGGAUACUAUAGCACAGGGUAAUAAAGAUUUAAAAGGGCAUAUGCUUCCAGGUCCCUCAUCCCAUGAGCAGAAAGACCCCAAAGCAACACCCCCAUGAUAAAUACGUAGAGAAGAGUGUUUAAACCAGAUGUGAACUCUGCCUGUCUGCCUUGUAAAGCCCUUCUGACUUGCUUCUCUGGCUCUUCUUUUCCAAAGGGAAUUCAUGCUCUUCUGUAUAGACAGCUGAGGCACCUGUCUUACACAGUGCCUGCUUCCUGCCUCUGACCUUUUCAGCUCAAUACCCUUGGCUUUAGAGUCGCUAGUAAAUCUGAUCCAUGUGUUAUCCUGUGGGAACAAUAGGGGUGGAGUAAUAUGAUGAAUGUAUAAGCUAGGAAUCUUUUGGUUUUAAAUAAUAGAAAACCUAACUCAAACUGGUUUAAAGGAAAGAUUUACUGGCUCAUGUAACUGUAAAGUCCACAGGUAGUGCUGGCUCCAGGUAAAGCUGAUCCAGUGGCUCAGCACAUCUCUAAAUACCUGAUUGCCUCGCCACCCGCACUGUUCUACCUUCUGUAGGAUCACAGGCACCCUGGGCUGCCUGUGGCUGCCAGCACUCCUAGAAUUAUAAUGCCUCCUCAUUUAUAUCCAACCAGAAACAGAGGGCAUCUUUCUGCCAAGAAUCCUAGCAAAAACCCUGCGAUUCACUCUGAUUAGGCGAACUCCUGUCACAUGCCCACCCCUAUCCAAUCCCUGUGGCCAGGGGGAUGUCGAUGCUAAUUUGCGUCGUCUACAUCAGGACUGCACCUGUGGAAUGAGGGUGGGAUUAGCCUCCUUAGAAACUGGGAGGGGAAGUUCCUGGGGAGGGGGCUGACACCUGGCCACUACUAUGAAGUACAAGUGAUUUUAGCUUGCUAGGUUAAGAUUAGCUAUACCUGCUUUUCCCCUCAUAGUCUUGCAUUUUUCUUACUGCAGCUGUAACCUCUUUUUAUUUUGGUCUCAAGAAAUGAGAGGAAAGUCGCUCUCCUUUAGGAGCUAUCUCUUCAGUCUCCUUUAGAUGACAAUACCUUUUUUUUCCCCCUUCACCUAUGGCUCAGAGAUGGAGCUCCUUCCUUUUCCUGUUUUUGAACUUUAGUUUCUCAUUUCUGCCUCCCUGUCUCCCACCCUUCCGCCACUAUCACUAAAUAGAGUGAGAUUUGCUUCUAAUCAUUUUAUUAAAUUCAUUCUGUAUCCACCAGGUGUCAGUCUCUGGUACACAUGUCAGGACUAGCCAGGUGUAGGCCGGCUGUGUGGAAGGAGGUAGCUCUGUAUCAGGGAACACCAAGAGGAAGGGGAUCCAGACCCUCCAGGUGGGUCAGUGGGAGAAGCAGUAAACCAGCCAAUAUUGAUUAAGGACCUACUUUGUCUUUUGCAUAGGGUAGCUCCUGUCAGGGAAUCUUGGUUCUUCCCAAGAAAUUUAGAUUUUCUUUCAGGGAGACUUCAUUUGUUCAUUUAUUUCCACCACAGUAGAUUUUUAAAAAUUAUAAUAUGUAAUGUUUGAUAUCUAUAAAAUAUAUUUAACAUGAAUAAAUUAUGAAGUAUAAUAAUUAAAUGACUACCUAUGACCCAUUACCCAACCUAUACAUUAAAACAUUAGAAAUAU
Molecule: messenger RNA, 3827 nt
Organism: Myotis myotis
Lineage: Eukaryota; Metazoa; Chordata; Mammalia; Chiroptera; Vespertilionidae
Gene: RFX5
Product: regulatory factor X5
Exons: 10
Coding region: 273-2309 (678 amino acids)
Biological process (GO): regulation of transcription by RNA polymerase II
Molecular function (GO): DNA-binding transcription factor activity, RNA polymerase II-specific; RNA polymerase II cis-regulatory region sequence-specific DNA binding
Source: RefSeq, a predicted model, not a curated record